Aphidius gifuensis is the source of this 552-nucleotide messenger RNA. RefSeq names its product dynamin-like. The annotation marks the transcript as partial. The transcript has 5 exons. Gene Ontology annotation, molecular function: GTPase activity; GTP binding; microtubule binding. Lineage: Eukaryota; Metazoa; Arthropoda; Insecta; Hymenoptera; Braconidae. The record is from RefSeq and is a predicted model, not a curated record. Gene Ontology annotation, cellular component: membrane; microtubule; cytoplasm.
AUGGACAAAAAAACUAUAACACCUGGUAAUAUUGAUCUUGCAACUAGUGAUGAACUUGCAAAAGAAGUUGAUCCUACUGGUAUCAGAACUAUUGGAGUGAUUACCAAGCUGGACAUGAUGGGUGAAGGUAACGAUGCCAGAGCUGCGUUAGAAAACAAAUUGUAUCCAUUGAGUAGAGGCUACGUUGGUAUCAUCAAUCGUAAUCAGAGUGAUAUUGACAAAAAUAAAAGUAUUGCUGAUGCAAUUGAGUCUGAGAAAAAAUUUUUCAACGAACAUCGAGCAUAUCAAUUUUUUUCUGAUAGACUUGGGACUGCUUGUCUACAACAAAUACUUAAUGAACAAUUAACAAAUCACAUACGUGAUAAAUUACCAGCAUUACGAAACGAAAUGGAAGCUAAAUUGUCUGAUAUUAAUAUAUAUUUAGGAGAGAAAGAAUACAAGCUUAACGAUGCAGAAUCAAAAUUACAAGCUUUAUCUGAAAUGCAUAGACUUACUCUUGACAUGUUCAAUAACGAAAUCGGUUUUUAUGAGUCGGAUCAAGUAGGCAAAACA